UUUUUGUGUGGUUCUCUUUCUUGUUCAUUAUUUUUCUUUUCUACUCGCUCUAUUCUAUAUGAGAAAGGCAGCACCCACGUCUUCGCUUAUUAAAGGUCUUGUAGGUCAUUCGGAAAAGACGCCAAGUAACGAAGACCAUGGUCUAGAUGGUCCCAUUUUACCUUCCACCUCUACUUUUACUCUUGCUGGUAAAGAUGAUAAACCCGAAAAGUUAAAAAAGAAGGCAAAGAACUUUUUGGACGAAAGGCAAAAGACCAAGUCAAGAGCCCAAAGUCUUUGGAGCUUCAUUGAUGCAACGAACACAUUUGACCAAGCUCGAUUCUUUCAAGAACAUGCAGAACAAGUAUUUCAGGUGGUAUUCGAAACUUGCAUGCACCAAAUUGAAAAGAUAAAACACAAAUCAGAAAGACCUCAAUCUUGGAAUUCAAAGGAAUUAGUUAGUCUCCAAAAGACCUUAUUAUUGCUUCGAAAGAUAUUUCUGUAUGUGCCCGAACUCAUGCGUAAUGGCUGGCAACGACAGAAUAUCGCCACCAUUUUAUCUUAUGUUUUGGACCAUGGGAAUCACCCUCGACUUCGUGCGCUAGGAUUUCAAUUGCUCCUAUUGUGGUUAAAUGACCAAGUAGUGGAAUAUCCUGAGUGUAUGAAUCUGUUCUGCAAUGCUAUUUCACUCGAUUUGUUUAUAUUGGAUGAUAUUCAGACCUUUUCAGGCAACAAUACUAAUAAUACAACUACCGCCACCGCCACCAACACCACAACUACCAAUACCACCACUAAUUUUACUAAUACAACUAAUAUAAAUAAUGUAACAUCUAAUAACGAACUACUGUCCGAAGAACAACAACAUACCACAAAAUCACAUACACUUCAAUUUGUGAAAAAAUUACGAGAAAAUCAUGCCGAUAAGCAAAUCAACCAUGGCCUUCAAAGAGACGAGAGGAUCAGAUCAAGUCCGAUUCGACUCCACCAAACUUUUAUUAUCGGCGAUGAUUCUCAGCCUUUAUAUCCUAAUCCAACUCAACCUACCUUUAAUGAUUCCAUUGUUUUAAUCCAUAUAUUUAUUUCUAAUCUCGUCAGAUUGGCUUACGUUGCCGCUGGAUCUCCACCUCCUCCCGAUGAAUAUGAGUAUCCUCCCGGAGAUCAUUUUGAACCCGAUGAUGGCAUUGCCACUGGAGUCGGUAUCGAUGCUGCUACCGCUAGUGCUAAAUUCUUGUUUAAAAUAUUUCGUACUCAUUACAUGACAAAGUUUGUACCAUUAAUAUCUCAAUCCUUACAAGUAGAAGGCUCUUUAAAAAACGGAGUGUGUGGAUUCCCUUCAUGUCCUCCCAGCAUUUUACGAUCUCUUUUGAGGUUUUUAAUUGGUUACUGUCUUGACAAUAAUCACAAUGUCAAUACGCAUUGGCCACAUCUUCAAAUCUCCUCCCCCGCAACCCCUAUUUUAAAAUCCAUUGUUCUUUCAUCCCACGAGACUCGAGAAAUGUUGCACGAAAUUUUACGUCAAUCACUCAUCUUGCCUUGCACCAAUGCUCAAUAUAGGGACAUCACACGCGGUGCCAUUCAUAUCUUGGGUGUCUGGAUUUUAGGCAGCGAAGAUGAACGUCCCUCGUUUUUAAGACGCUCCGGUAGUAUCGUCACCCGAUCAAGUAGUACAGCAUCCGUUUCAACUUCCGUCACUUCCACUUCCUCUCGCGUCCUUUCGUCUUCCCCACCUACCAUCACCACCACCGUUGCAGAUGAUCAUCCUAUGAAACCCAAAGAAGAAUAUUCGGAUGCCAAUGUAUUUUUACGCCGCUAUUUAUUAAUGAUCAAGCUGGUAUUUGAAGAACAUCGUCCACAACCCAACAAUACACGAGACUUUUUAGCUGCUACUGUUCAACAAGUAACAGAUUGGGAAGGUUUGGUUGCCUUAUACAAGGACGCCAUCAAUGUUUACCGCGCCAUCGCUGUAUCAAAGGGUGGUAUUGAUAUUGAAUGGGAGAGUUGGGAAUUGAUGCUGCAAUGUUUAUUGGAUAUUCAACAAUGGUUUAUGAGUCAACCCGAAAAAUACAGCCGUAUACCCGUCCAUGCUUUGGCGGAAGAAUUAGCCGAUUAUAUUUGGGAAACUUUACUUCAUGCCUUUGUCAGAGCUCGUAUCUUGCAUGUGGAUUUAUGGACCAAUUUAAAGGUGCAUUUAGUCAGUUCCAUGCGUUGGGUUCAAGCAUUAAAUCAAUGGGUCAGGAUCAUGCAGAAAUUAACCCGUUUAUUAUCUUCUCGACUUUACAAAGUGGAUUAUGAGCUUUAUUCAGAUAGCAAGUAUAGACUGAUUGAGGAACUUCCAACCAACCGUCCUUCCUCACAUCAUGCAAAUACCACGGCCAACAAUGCACGAUCUACAGCGAAUCGAAGCAAAGUAAGAUCCCGACACCUCAGUAUGCAAGGUAAUAUUCGUCUCCCCGGUAAUCGUGGUACUGCAACCGGUCGUCCUUUAUCUUCCAGUGAUGGCCAGCUCAUUGAUCCACCACCCGAACCUGUAGAACCUACACCCGAAGGUAGCGUUUCAACCAUCUUGCGUAACCUCAGUAGCGCGUCCUUAUCCGAACUCGCGAAUACUUUUAAAACAGACCGUAAAUCCACCAAUCUAACCUCGGUUCCUGAUGAAGAUGCAGAAGACGAUGAGGACAGUAGUAGCAAGGUAAAGUUCAAGCCUAAAUCCAGUACACCUGCUAGUAGCAUUCAUAGCACCAGCAAUAUCUCACCUGUGAAUGCGUCACUCGGUAAACGAAGCAAUACCAAUACAAGUGGUAAUAGUUUAUCAGGUAGUGUUGGAGAGAAAAGCGUAGGUCGUCGCACAAUCAGUAUCCAGCAAUUGGAUACCUUGUGGCAAGACUCGGGUUCUAAAUUGUUAAGUUUUGUGCAUCAUGGAGACACUACACAACAACCUGGUGCAUCUAAAGCUACAAAAGUAGCUCUCGACGAAGAUAAAAAAAUGGAUUCAGAUCGUAAAAGUACUUCAAGCUCGUUGGAUGAAUCUUCCAAUAAAUCCAAUCGUACACCAAGCUCAUCUGUAUGGGCAAGUGGUGAAUCUAUCUCGAUGAUGACCAAUCCUGCAUCCAUUACAGAAAAACUGCCUUCAGGUUUAGGAACAUUCAAAAGCUCUGAUUUCUUGGUGCUUAGUAAUUUACCCAAUGAUGGAUUACAAGUGCUGAACUUAUGGAAGAACAUGUUGUUGACUAUCGGUAAUAUCAAUCAGAUUGAGGGUCCUCAAAACCAUGCUAUUGCUAUGCAAUGUGUGGUGGAGAUUUGGGAUACGCUCAGACAAGUGAGAGCACAACAACCUUAUCGCGAUAUACCAAUUCCUGCCAUGUAUGAAGUAGCACCUUGGUUAUUCCAAGCAACUGAAUUACCUUCCGCGUACGACGUUGGAAAGGCAGCAGCUUAUGGUAGUUUGUGUAGGCUCAUGUCCCAAAGACCGGAAGAGAAGGUGCCAGAAGGAUACUAUGCGGCUUUUUUCACAUCUGUUUUCAAGGGAUUUGCAUCUAAUGACAAUGCGAUAAUCCAAGCAAUUAUAUCAAACUCGGAGCGACUCUUUGGUGUUUCAAUACCUGGUGUGCAUAUUUUAAUCCCGGCCUAUAUCGAUGCCAUUGAAAAACAACUCUUGACUAAUGAUACAGCGGUACCGCCGCAUGUUCGCAAAAGCUGUAUUACGAUCUUGGGAUCGCUCGUCUCGAUUUCCAAUCAUUUAAAAAACGUCACGAUCCAAACCGAUCAAUUGGAUAUGACAUGGGCCAAAUGUUUCCAAGAAAAAUCUUUUUCGUUUGCGGAUGUCAAGGUAUGGCUGAAGAAUAUCUUUAUUCGUUUGGUAAAUACGGGUCACCCCAUCCCACAAGAACAAGAUACAGAUGCGCAUUCCAUGUUACUUGGUGCAUUAUGUACACUUGUAUUGGAUGAAAUGUUGUCUGCUGAAAGUCCUCAAUAUGAUAUCAUUCAUGAAUGCAUUCUUUCCUUGGUCAACCAUUUGUAUUGGUGUAAUAUUCCGAUUGUGAAUAAUGUUUCAGAUUGUUUGAUCACAUUUGCACAAAUUUACAGCAAAGAAUUGGAUCCAGAAGGGAUAAUUGUGCAGGAAAUUUUAACCAGGAUUAUUGAUGCGCUCAAUGUUCAUUUGAAACAAUAUGAACGAAACACGAAAUGUGGAAGAGGAUUCAUCAUUUCCAAGUUAUUUAGUUGUUUGUUGGAAUGGAUUAUGGCGAUUGAACCCAUGAUUUUAACAGAGACGGAUUUAUGUCAGCUCGUGUUUGAUGUGGUUGAACUAGCACUUCAUAUCACUUCGGAGGGGGCCGACAAAAUAUUACCGCACCCGCCUAGACCCAGCCAUACGACCACACAUCACGGUAGUAAAAAAAAGGAAGUAUCAUUCAAAUUUAAAUUAUUAUCAGAGAAAAGACCACAUAUCCAGUAUGACCUCAUUCAUCAUGGAGAAGUACCUGAGAAUGAUGGAGGAUAUGUCAAGGAAUCGGCAGAAGCGGUCCUGCUUCAUUUACUGCAUCAUUUUAAUAAUUUUGCUCCGCCAUAUGGACCCGCGACCAUUCAUAGCACAAUUGUUGGACCCGGUGUCGCCCAAGAUGAUAUGCGAUAUAAUCAAUACCAAUAUUUCUCCUUUAACGAUACCACGAUUAUUGCAUUUGUGGAAAUUCCUCAGACAGAAUUAAAAGGAGCACAAGCUAGAAUGAUCAUCCGAGAUUUGACUGGGCGAUAUGUAUGGGAUACGCACUUGGAACCAAACCUGUCGGGUAAAUCCGAAACAUCCAACCAGUGCAAGGCAGAUGAUAAAGGAUUUGUAUUAAGGCAGGACGUGCGUAUUAAAUCAGCAGAUGAAAUACCUGAAAAGGAUAAGAAUAUCAUGCAGCCAAUGGAAGAUCCAAUGGCCAAUUUAUUGAAACAUAUUGGCGAUUUACACCCAGAUUGUUUGUUAAACCCAAGUCUACCUUUACAUGUAGCUACCGCACCUUCUGAUUUACAGAUGGACAUGCUCGGCGAUCUCGGUUCUCGCAUGGAUGAAUAUUUACAAAACGAAGCUCAAAAUAACCAACAACAAGAAUCUGACAUAAAACUCUGGUAUUCAAAAAUGAACGCACUCCGCAGAAAGGAAGAUGGCGUUUUGAAACGUGGAGAUUUACAGCUGAUGGCAGAGUUUAGUCACCAAAAGGACUUCUUGCCUGCUUUCCCUCAAGAAGCCGAACAGCCGCAUGUGCCUUUCCAACAAAGCCGUCUCUUGAUGAGUCAUAUGGGUUUACUACACUAUCAUCAUCUCAAGGAUGGGUCCUUCAAAAUGUUGAAUAAAUCACCAGCUUUAUAUCGAGAUUUAAGAGGCCUUGAUCGAAAACACGGGCGAGAAACCAUGAAGAUUGGGCUUAUCUAUGUCGGUCACGGCCAAGAAGACGAACAGACGAUUCUGCAGAACAAUCGAGGAUCUGAGAGAUAUAAUGCAUUUGUAAAUAGUCUGGGUUGGGAAAUUGAUAUUGCCACACACACGGGAUAUCUUGGUGGCCUAGAAAGAAAUUUAACAAAUGGCACCAAGGCUUCUUAUUACUGUUCCUCCACUGUAGAAAUGAUUUUCCAUGAUGUAACUAAAAUGCCUACCGACACAUCAGAUCCUAAGCAGCUCAAGAAGAAACGUCAUAUUGGUAAUGACCAUGUUCAUAUUGUAUGGAAUGAGCAUGACCGAGACUACAGGACUGAUACGAUUGGUGGUGAUUUUGGCAACGCACAGAUCAUUGUAACGCCAUUGCCAGCUCAUCUUUAUCGCGUACAAAUCUAUCGAGAUAGCAAAAUACCUUAUUUUGGUCCACUUUUUGACCGAAUGAUUGUAUCGCAAGCGACCCUAGGUCCAUUAGUACGAGCCACUACCAUAAAUGCAUUCCGCGCCACAGUUCAUACAAACCUCUAUUCCUUCUACAAAUGCGUCUACGCACAAAGAUCAAACGAUGUUCGCACCAUCACCAACAGACAUAAAGUAGCAAAUUGGAGUUAUGAACAAUUUAUGGAAAAAAUCUUUAUGCCGGAAGAACAUUUAUAAUGAGUUAUUUCGUAUCAUCUUAUUUUUUUUUCUUUCAUUCUUUAUCUUUUUUCUUUUCUAUUUUUCUUUUUAAAUGUAUCCUACCACCAUCUUCACGUCCAAACAUACAGAAUGGCCUCUUCAGGAAUAUCAAGAACGCAGAAUCAUGGACGCAUUAUCACAAACAUCAUCACCUAGUAUAUACUCUGAAGAAGAAGAUUCAUAUUUUUCAGAGAGAGCCGUACAUAAAAAUCGCAGACAAUCCUUAUCAAAUUCUUUAAGAUGUUCAGUAUGUCAGCGACGUUUUCAUUCUCAAGGCAAUUUAUCCAACCACAAGCAAUUAUAUCAUUAAUAUAAUAAAAAUACCCCUCCUCCUCCUUCUCUUUGCACCCACGUCCUCCCUAUAGUCUGCUUUCUCUCUCUCUCUCUUUUUUUUUUUUUUAUUCAUACAUAAUAAAGUAUCUUAAAACUUUUUGGUUGUCCAUGUCCGGAGUUU
This is a messenger RNA of Mucor mucedo, 6524 nucleotides long. RefSeq lists its product as uncharacterized. The transcript has 17 exons. Gene Ontology annotation, biological process: positive regulation of GTPase activity; regulation of small GTPase mediated signal transduction. Gene Ontology annotation, molecular function: GTPase activator activity. The coding region runs from base 59 to 6049 and encodes 1996 amino acids. The record is from RefSeq and is a predicted model, not a curated record. Lineage: Eukaryota; Fungi; Mucoromycota; Mucoromycetes; Mucorales; Mucoraceae. Gene Ontology annotation, cellular component: cytoplasm; nucleus.